AUGCAGACGCUGAAAAAGGGCGCCAGCUUCCUGAGCGAGGCGAAAGACCGCCUCACCCGGGCGAGGUCUUCCAGCUCGGGGGACGCGCUGAAACUGCCGGAGGGUGGGGGGCCUGGAAAAUCCAACGCCUUCUACAACUGCUCGCCCCAGGAGGCCCACUGCCGAAAGCUGUUGGUCCAUCAGGAGGCCGUCGCAGGUGUAGUGGACCGCUACAUGUGCGCUGUGCUGUACGCGCUGGACGACCUGGCUGCGGCUCACGAGAAUCUGGGCGCAGGCCUGCAGCAGGCCGGGGAUCUGGUGGACGGCGCCUGGCACGGUCACGUGGAGGCCCUCGCAACUGCGCUGCGGCAGGCGCGAAAGCGCAGUGAGGAUCAGGAGAACGGCUUUACGAUUUGGUGCUUCAAGGUGGUUACAAGAAGGGCUCCGUGA
Effrenium voratum is the source of this 429-nucleotide messenger RNA. Lineage: Eukaryota; Dinophyceae; Suessiales; Symbiodiniaceae. The record is from the annotation of a GenBank genome assembly.